AUGGAUCGUCAGAGGAAGCGGGAUCUCCGCCUCCAAAAUGAGAGAGUAUGGGCCGGCGAGAGUGAUGUCUUCCCGGUCAGCAAAUCCCUCGAUUCGGCCUUGAAAAAGAACACCGCUUUCAUCAAGCGCCUCCGCACCGGAAUCAACGCCGCUGCCCAACAAACCUUCCUAACCGAUAUCCGCACGCUCUCGCUGCACAAAUACCUGUCGGAAAUUAUUUCCGCCUGCUAUGAAGGUCUCUGCAAGCUCAAAUCGCCCGGCGAAAUUGCUACAGGUGUCGAGAUCACUAGUGCCUUGCACCAGCGCUUCGGACCCGCCGAAUUCACCCGUCAGAUCGGAUGGCUGCUAGGGCGGGGCCUGAGUACCCCGGAUAGAGGACAGCUGAAGGCGCUCAGCCAGGAGUUGCGCGAGCGCGAGGAAAAGGAACGGUUGUCUCGGCAUCGGGUGUUGUUGAGGGUUGUUACGGAGUUGUGGCUGGUGGGGGUGUUGAAGACACUGGAUGAUAUUGAGAAGCCGGAUGAUGUGGGCGCGAAGGGCAAGGAUGGAGUUGUUGGUAUUGGCGGAAAGGCGACGGAUGGGCCGGUGAGAAGGGCGCCGCCGUCUGCUGGUAAGGAUGGUGAGAGGGAGCCCGAGCCGUUUCCUUUGGAGGUGUUGAAGGACCUGCUUGGACAUGAUCGCGACCAUUCAAAUUUGCCACUGGCUGUGCUGUUUGUCAAGAGCUUUAGCUGGGAUGUGCUGGGCGUGAAGAUGCUCGAGGAGGGUAGGAAGACUGUCGAGGCUGAUGGCGCUACAACUACUGUUAAUGGCGAUGUGGAGGCGGACGCAACAGCCCCGGAGGGUGAUGACCCGCCGCUCACUUCGGAGAAGACUCAGCUUCGGUUCAAGCAUAUCCUGAAUCGGUACCUGGAGGAUGUCAAGACACAUGUUGUUCGCGAUCAGAGAGCGUUGGCCGCCCAGAGCCGUCGCAACGCCGAAGCAUACGUGAAGAGUGGCGAAAUCUUCGAAGACCGCCAGGCCAACUUUGAGAAGCAGACGAAGUCGCUGGAGAAACUGGUUACCAACACGCAGGUCCUGUGUGAGGUUCUGGGCGUGGAAAUGCCAGCUUUAGCCGAGAAGGAGGCCGCUGAUGCUGGAGCGGGCGGUGGUAUCGGCCUGGUGAAGGCUAGCGAGUACUUGCGUGGCCAAGGAGAGGGCGCGGGUAUCUGGGAAGACGAAGAGGAACGGCGCUUCUACGAGAAUCUAGUCGAUCUUAAGGGCAAGGUGCCGGCUGUCCUGUUGGAGGAUGGUAAGAAGAAGAAGGCGGAGGAUGAGGCCGGAAAGAAGAAAGAAGAAGACGGCACAGAUACGGAGAAGACUGAAGCUGGCCAACCGCAGUCGGCUGAGGAUAAGGCUGCUGCAGAUGCCGAUGACCAGUCUACUGCUAUCGCAAGCAAGACUGUCGGUGCCCAGGUGGACGCGCUUCUGGCUAAGCUGCCCGAUCUGCAGACCAAGGACCAGGUUGACCAGCUGGCGCUAGACUUCUGCUUCCUCAACUCAAAGGCGUCUCGGAACAGGCUCAUCAAAGCAGUUUCUGAUGUCCCCAAGGGCCGCAUCGAUCUUCUUCCCUUGUACUCUCGUCUUGUUGCAACCCUAGGACAGUACAUGCCUGAUAUUCCUCAGGGAAUCACCAACUAUCUGGACGAGGAGUUCCGAAGCCUCCAGCGCCGGAAGUCAAAGGAGUUCCUGGGCCAGGUUCGGAUGAGCAAUGUCCGUUAUUUGGCCGAACUGACCAAGUUUGGUGUAGUUCCGGAGCAUAUCAUCUUCCACUGCUUCAAGGUUUCGCUGGAUGACUUUUCGCGCAUGAACAUUGAGAUCAUCGGGCAUCUCCUGGAGAACUGUGGACGCUAUCUGCUUCGGAACCCUGACACGUCCCCGAGAAUGGCUUCCUUCCUGGAGACUCUAGGAAGGAAGAAGACUGUCCAGCAUCUGGGUCAGCAGGAACGAAUGAUCAUCGAGAAUGCAGUCUACUACGUUGAUCCGCCACCGCGGCCUGCCAUCCAGCAGAAGGAGCGCACCCCUAUGGAGUCUUACAUCCGGAGACUGGUCUACUUGGAUAUGAACAAGCGCAACUACACCAAGAUCUUGAAGUCGAUCCGCAAGCUUCAUUGGGAGGAACAAGAUGUGGUCGAUAUUUUGGAGCGCGUCUUCAGCAAACCGGUGAAGGUCAAAUAUGGCAACAUCCACCUUCUCGCGAUCCUCGUCAGUGCCCUUUAUAGGUAUCACCAGGAUUUCGUCAUCGGCGUUGUGGACAACAUCCUCGAGCAGAUCACGCUGGGUCUGGAGCAGAACGAUUUCAAGUUCAACCAGAAGCGAAUCGCUGAAGUCAAGUACCUCGGAGAGCUCUACAACUACAAGAUGAUUGACUCACCGGUAAUCUUUGACACCUUGUAUCGCAUUAUUACCUUUGGUCAUGAGGGUGGUACACCCAUGCCCGGAAGGAUCAAUCCGCUUGACCUGCCCGAUGAUUUCUUCCGUGUUCGCCUGGUCUGCACUCUUCUCGACACCUGCGGUCACUGCUUCGAUCGGGGCUCGGCCAAGAAGAAGCUUGACUUCUUCUUGACCUUCUUCCAGUACUACAUGCAUACGAAGGAUCCCCUGCCAAUGGACGUCGACUUCCUAGUCCAGGAUACUUUCUCCAUGACUCGUCCUCAGUGGAAGCUAGCAGCUGAUCUGGCCGAGGCUACUCAGAUCUUCAGCGAAGCUGUGGCGCAGAACUUCAAGACGCAGGAUGCAGAGAGACCUGUCGAGCCUGAUGAGGACGAUGCGGACAGCAGCUCGUCGGACGAAGGUUUGGAGGAAGAUGUAAUGCUCGAGGAAGAGGACCAGGAGUCGAGCGACGAGGCUGAGGUGUCCGGUCCGAACGGCGAACAAAAUGGCGACAGUGAGUCCGAAGACGAAGAGAUCUUCGUAACUCGACAGGAAGAGGAACGCGACCCAGAGGCGGAAGCCGAAUUUGACCGUGAAUUCGAGAAAAUGAUGGCGGAGAGCAUGGAAUCCCGGAAAUUCGAACGCAAGGGUGUGUUUGACAUACCUUUGCCGAUGAAGCGGUCUGGACGUGAGGCAGCGCUUGAGACGCCCCCGCCAGAGGCGCCCAAGCCCACGAACAACACCAUGGCGUUCUCAUUGAUGACGAAGAAGGGGAAUAAGCAGCAGACCCGUACAAUCGACCUGCCCUCCGACUCCAGCUUCGCUGUAGCGAUGAGAAGCCAGCAGCAAGCCGACCGCGAGGAACAGCAACGGAUCAAGAACCUGGUCCUCAACUACGAAAUGACCAAUGAAGCAGAGACCAAUACCGAUGCCGCAGAGAAGCGUUCCCCCCAUCGCGACACCAGAAUGGACAAAUCAAGCGCGGCCAGGGCGGCUUUCCGAUCCCGGAAACUCCAACUGAGCGACGUGAACUGGUAG
This is a messenger RNA of Aspergillus tubingensis, 3444 nucleotides long. RefSeq names its product regulator of nonsense transcripts 2. Bases 1 to 3444 code for a protein of 1147 amino acids. The record is from RefSeq and is a predicted model, not a curated record. The transcript is spliced from 9 exons. Gene Ontology annotation, cellular component: exon-exon junction complex; cytoplasm. NCBI's taxonomy places the organism in Eukaryota, Fungi, Ascomycota, Eurotiomycetes, Eurotiales, Aspergillaceae. Gene Ontology annotation, molecular function: RNA binding; protein binding. Gene Ontology annotation, biological process: nuclear-transcribed mRNA catabolic process, nonsense-mediated decay.